Messenger RNA from Paramecium tetraurelia, 1632 nucleotides. RefSeq lists its product as uncharacterized. The transcript is spliced from 4 exons. Gene Ontology annotation, biological process: protein phosphorylation. Lineage: Eukaryota; Ciliophora; Oligohymenophorea; Peniculida; Parameciidae. Gene Ontology annotation, molecular function: protein kinase activity; ATP binding. The record is from RefSeq and is a predicted model, not a curated record.
AUGUUAUAAUAAUCACAAUAAAUUGAUUACUUAUAUAUACCAACUAGUAAGAAUUUAUAAUAAUUACUAAAAACAACUACCUUCUGGACUAUUGGAAACAUUCAGAGUACACAUUUAAUUAAAUCAUAAUUACUCAACAGAACAAAAAAUAAGAAUUGUGAGUAUGCUUUGACUAAUAAUGGCUACUUGAUCAAAUUUGGAACCAGCAACACUAAAUAUUGCUACUUAUUGAAUAAUCUUUACAUAAUUACAUAUACGAAUAAGUAUUUCACCGUUAGAUCUCAGGAUAAGUCUAAAGAAUAUCAAGGACCCAAUGAAAAGCUAACUCGCAUAUGGAUAGAGUAUUUGACCAGGUUUUGUAUAAUUAGAGGAGAAGUUUAUAACAGAUUUAAGUUCAUUAAUUAAAUUAGUAAUGGAAACUAUUCGAAAGGGUAUUUGAUAGAGAAUGACGAAAAGAGACAGUUUGUAUGCAAAUCCUUUUAAAAAGCAGAUUUGUAGAUGGUGAUAAAACUCAAAGAUUCUGUGAUAGGUGAAAUCUUACUUUUGAGGCAAGUCAAUCAUCCAAAUGUCAUCAAACUAUUUGAAAUUCAUGAAGAUUCUAAAAACAUUUAUUUGAUUUACGAAUGGGCAAUGGGAGAAUUAUUUUAAGAAUUUUAGUAAAUAAAAGCUAAAAAAUCUCGUUUUACUGAACAAAAAGUCAGUCACAUAAUGAGACAGAUCUUUUUAGGAUUGAGCUAUAUUCAUUCCUUAAAUAUCAUGCAUAGAGAUAUAAAAUUGGAGAAUAUAUUGAUAAAAGAUUAAAGUUCAAUUAUUAUUGCUGAUUUUGGUUUAGCCGCAAAAAAGCUGCCUAAAUUUGAAUUUAAAAAAUAUGGCACUCCAGGCUAUAUAGCCCCUGAAGUAUUGAAUUUGAAGGUCUACAAUGAAAAAGUGGACAUAUUUAGUGCUGGUGUAGUUGCUUAUAUAUUACUAACAUAAAAACCAUUAUUUAUAGGAUCUACUAUUAGUGCUAUUUUAAAUUAAAAUACUGCUGGGAAAAUCGAUUUUGAAAAGCCCUCCUUUAUCAAUCUAAGCAAAGAUGCUUAAUUCUUUUUACGCAAAGUGUUAUCUUUAGAAGAAGACUAACGCCCCUCUGCCUAAGAUUGCUUAGAGUCCUCUUUUCUAAAGAACUAAUUCUAAUUAAAUGAGAUUGGAUCUCCAAUUAAACCUAAUUUAAAUAUUAGAUUGAGUUAUUUAGGCUCCAGCAUAUUACCAUAACAGAUCAACUUAUCCAGAGCUAAGAGAAAGUCUAUGCGGCAAUAUAUUUUAUUAAAACAAGCAAUUAUUACUGAAAAAUAAAAAUAAUAAAUAUUGCCAUAAAUAGCUGAAUAAUAGAAUGGAGAGGAGGAAGAUAACGAACGAUUGAUAGUUCAAGAGAGCGUUAAAUAGAUCGCUGGCUCAUUUUACACAGAGAAUCAAAAGGGAAGUCAAAACUCAGAUGAUUCAAAUGGAGAAUCUUCAGGUGAAAGUUUGAGUGGAGUGUCAUCUUCUGAAAGUGAAGAUGAUUUUAAUCUAUUUUAAGAGGAGGAUGACUUAUAGUAUUUGUCAUCAAAAAUAACUAAAUUAGGAGGUUUAUAAAUAAAAAUUAAGAGAUGA